AUGGACCGGAGGAUCAACUUAAGCUCCGACAUCUUCCACAAAACUCUUAGCGCCGUCUCCGCCAAGAAAAUGCAGGACCCUUACCGGGGCGAGCCGCAGUCGUCGGCCGGCACGGGCUGCUUCGACCGGGGCGACGCCGACCCCAUGCAGCCGGGGGGUCUGGCCGGCGUGCGGGCGUCCGCUCUGGGCUUGCCCACCGGCUCUCUGUGCGUCAAGUACGGCGAAAACUCUGCGACUGUAGCGGAAAGCAGCGGCGGCGAGCAGAGCCCCGACGACGACAGCGACGGACGCUCGUGCAGCGGUGAUAUGUUGCUUCUUGCCGAACGCAAAGGCAAAGCGGAGGGGGGCAAGAAAAGCAAAGAACAGAAGCUUUUGCGUCUCAACAUCAACGCGCGGGAGCGGAGACGCAUGCACGACCUGAACGACGCGCUGGACGAACUCCGAGGCGUCAUCCCAUACGCGCACAGCCCGUCCGUUAGGAAACUCUCCAAAAUCGCUACUCUACUCCUGGCUAAGAACUACAUCCUCAUGCAGGCGCAAGCGCUGGAGGAGAUGCGCCGGCUGGUGGCCUACCUCAACCAGGGCCAGGCCAUCUCCGCAGCGGCCAUUCCGGGCACCACCGCGCUGGCCGCGCCGCCGCCCGGCUUGGGCGCCUACGAGCCCCCGCCGCCUCCGCCCGGCUACCCGGCCUUCCCUUCCACCGCCGCCGGGGUGGCCGCGUCGUCGUGCCCGGACAAGUGCGCCCUGUUCAACUCCGCCGCCUCCAGCCUGUGCAAACAGUGCACCGACAAGCCUUAG
Molecule: messenger RNA, 798 nt
Organism: Nerophis lumbriciformis (worm pipefish)
Lineage: Eukaryota; Metazoa; Chordata; Actinopteri; Syngnathiformes; Syngnathidae
Source: RefSeq, a predicted model, not a curated record